GAGGAAACCAUCCUUGAGAGCAAUCUGCAUGGAAAACUCUUUAUUAAUCGCAUUUUCCGUAUUGGUGCAGAUAGGAUGUUUGAAAUGCUCUUCACUAAUUCCCAUUUCAUGCAGAGAUUUCUCAGGACUAGAAAUAUAACAGAUACUGUAUCAACUUCUUGGAACAGAGAUAAUGGAGGGAAUCAGCUGAGGACCCUGACUUACACGAUUAUGCUGAACAAUCCACUUAUUGGAAAAUUCACAACUGCAACAGAAAAACAGGUGCUGCAUAAACGAAGCCACAAAGAUCGGUCUUAUCGAGUAGAUACAGAGGUGGUGACGCAUGACGUGCCUUACCACGAUUACUUCUACACUGUGUACAGUUAUGUUAUCUCUCAUAUGUCCAGUCAAAAAUGCAGACUCCGGAUUUCCUCAGAAGUGAAAUACAGAAAACAACCAUGGGGGCUUGUUAAGAAUAUAAUUGAAAAGAAUACAUGGAGUGGGAUCCAGGAAAAUUUUAAAAAUCUUGAAUCAGAUUUGCUAAUGGAAGAAUAUGCCAUAAACAAGCCUAUUGAGGAUCCUGCAAAACUUGGAGCCCUAAGAAGGAGAAGAUGGAUUUUACAGCGGAAUGCAGAAGAAAUGCUUCCUAAACACUCUGCACAACAUUCUACAGAAGACAAAAGAACAAUUCCUCUUAGGGAAGUAGGAACAAAGAAGAAUGCUACAAAUAAAACCAUCACCAUCAUCAUAGUGGCAAUGAGCAUCUUCUUAAUUGUACUGGUUUUUCUGAAUGUGGCACUGUUCCUCAAACUGUCAAAGAUCGAGUGUGCAGCUCAAUCAUUUUACCACGUUCAGCUUCAGGAAGAAGGGUCAGCAACUUUAGCCCUUAAUGUGGCAUCAAAACAGAAAACUCAGGAUAACAUGGAUCAAACCCAACAUGUGAAAGGUGUGCUAAGGGAUUCAAUAGCAUUGCUUGAACAGCUGAAGACCUCAUUGUCUAUGCUCCAGAGUAGUUUUGAUCACCUAAACAAGACCAAAGAUUGGAAGCCUGAAAACUGAUGUCACCAAAACCAACUACUAAGAAGAAUGAAAAUAUAUUGUUGUGAUGCUUCUUUUUCUCACAGUUUUCUCCUCACAACACUUUCACAUAUAAUAAAUAUUGCUCUGGAAUAUGCUCCUUUAAAAAAGAACUUACUAGUUUGUGAAUCUUCCUGACCUACUUGAUGUCUUAUGUGUGUGUCUCGGUAUAUGUAUGUGUGAGAAAACACUUUCUUGAGCUGUGAAUUCUUGGUGAAAAUGAAUGAUUGAGAACACAGAGAGCUGAUAAUUAUAUAAUAUAUAGAUUGCAGAGAUACACUUCAGCAAAUCAAUGCACUAUCUAAAGUAAUAAACACUGGAUUUAGAUGGGAACAAUCUUAAGUGUUAUGAAAGAUGCAAUAUAAAAUGUCUUGUUUAGUUUAUCACAUGCAGAGUUUUUCAUAUCUUCUUCCUUAUGUCAGUGUAAGAAAUCUUCAAAAGUAAAUUGUUACAACGUUUAGUUUAUGUGUUCCAGAUAUCUAUGAGUAUAUCUAAACUUUACAUAUAGCUUUUUCUGUUUGGGGGGUUUGCUUUAUGGGUUAUUACAUUUCUUCCUCUUAGUCACUGUCAUUUCAAUUCUCAGAAUUUCUCAGGGAAUUUUCAUUCAUGUCUGGAAGUCAUAUUUAGCAAUGUCCAACUCUAUGUAUUUUUAAAAAGUAACUAAUGUAUUAUUUGAUUUAUAUAUUGUAUUACAACCUUAGAGAGUUCUUGUAAGAAUAGGCUUACCAUUUUAUAGUCUUCAAGGCCUGGUGGAUCAUGUCCUUCGUAACAAUUAAAGAUGCAGACUGUGAUAUGUAAGUGCAAUAAAUAGGAAUUACUGUUUUCUGCUCUGAUUAAGAAAACUCUAAGCAGCCCCUGAAAAUUUUUUACUGAACUUCUGAUAGAAAAGAACAAAAACAUUGAAAGUGUGGUGCAAAUAAAACUAUGAA
Python bivittatus (Burmese python) is the source of this 1985-nucleotide messenger RNA. The record is from RefSeq and is a predicted model, not a curated record. NCBI's taxonomy places the organism in Eukaryota, Metazoa, Chordata, Lepidosauria, Squamata, Pythonidae.